Molecule: messenger RNA, 8241 nt
Organism: Schistocerca piceifrons (Central American locust)
Lineage: Eukaryota; Metazoa; Arthropoda; Insecta; Orthoptera; Acrididae
Gene: Ino80
Product: chromatin-remodeling ATPase INO80
Exons: 3
Coding region: 585-5276 (1563 amino acids)
Biological process (GO): DNA repair
Cellular component (GO): Ino80 complex
Molecular function (GO): ATP binding; histone binding; ATP hydrolysis activity
Source: RefSeq, a predicted model, not a curated record
UAUCAAAGUUGCUCAAAAGGAGCGAGAACACUGUAGAUUUCGAAUCACUUUGAGUUUCGAAAUUGGAUAGUUGAAUAACCAGUGAAAUGGUCUUGAAAGUUCAUAAAUCGCCAAUAUUAUUUCUGCACAUCUUAUUUUUAUACAGUUUGCAUGCAGUGGUGUUUAAACAUGUUUUCUAAACGCGACGCUAACCUAGAUUUAUGUGGUUUGUGAAGUAACAUGGCUUGAAUAUGUGGAAUCUAAGCAUGUCAGUGCUUUUACGUUCCGUACUGUAUCGCAGGGAUUGCACGUGAGAGACACCAUGAUGUGGAGCGCAAUGGAGCUGCGAAAUACCAUAUGUAAUCGUACGUCUAGUUGCGCAUCAGUAUGUGAAGUUAGAAUAUUAUCUACCUACAACAACAGUUUAUCAUGAUGGUGUUGUUUGGUUACGAGUAACUUCAAACGGUGUUCCGUAAAAUUGUUGGACGAGAUCUUCGUGUGUGGAUGUUUAUCAACAUGGAACACUUGCAGCUGAUGUUUGUUGAUGUAGCAUAUUAAAGAGUAACCAGUUUUCAUAUUUACGUGAUUUAGUUUAAGUACAUAAAAUGGCUAGUUCUUCGACACCCGCUUCUACAGAAAUUGCAGAACCACUGCAUAUUCAACUCCUAAAGAAGUAUCUCGAUUUGGGCCCCUUCCUGUCGUAUGUGGAAAAAAUUUUCAAUACGCCUGUAAAUGAGAGUGACCUUUCUUCAGAUUCUGAUGCCGAAUUAUCGGAAGACUUGAAAGGAAAACUAUUUGCCUAUGGAUUCUCCACGAAAGAAGAAAGGCGAUCAGACCGUGUACGUCUGUAUAAUUUUGAAGAUGUGAGGACUGACAGAUUGUGGCUGAGAGACAUUCUUGUGAGUGACACAUCGAGUUCUUCUGAUGAAGAUGUACCGCCAAGAGAGAGACUGCAGAGAAUGCUUAAAAUGCAUGUACUUAGAAAAAAGUAUCAGAAGAAAUUCUAUGAAGAUCCACAGAACCACCAGUAUCAAUAUUAUGGCUCAGGACUUGUGUCAAAUUAUGACAGGUUCCCUGAACAUCAGAAAUUUGUUCAGGGAACCAAGAGAAAGAGAAAGGAGAGAAAACAAGAAACAAAACCUCGGAAAAUGAGGAAAGUAACAACAAAGGAGCAGAAUGCCGCAUCUGAUGCUAAGGAUGCAAGUGUUGCAGAUGAUACAGAAUGUGAAGAUGGAUACACAAAUGUGAAGGAGGAGGAUCCAGAUUCACUCUUUGAAAAUCCACCAUCUCUGAAGAGUACACGUGCCAAGAGAAAAUCAUAUAAAAUGGCAGAGAUCAUGACAGCAAGAAGAAAGAAAAUUUUUGCAAUGCUUGCAAAACGAGAACUUGGAAAAAUUCAACGUGCAAAAGUAAACAACCAUAAAGAAGUUCUUGCUUCAUGCAGACGAAUGGCACAUGGUUGUAUGCGUGCAUGUCGUCAGAAGGCUGUGCAGUCUCAGAAGAAUAUGAAGGAAACAGUAUGGCGAGCAAAACGCCUUACAAGGGAAAUGCAGUCGUACUGGAAGAGGUAUGAUCGUGUAGAACGUGAAGCAAGGCGUCGUCUGGAGAGAGAGGCAGAGGAACAACGUCGAUUGGAUGUAGAGUUGAUGGAAGCAAAGCGGCAGCAGCGUAAACUCAAUUUCCUUAUUACACAGACUGAAUUGUAUGCCCAUUUCAUGUCGCGUAAGCUUGGCAGUGGUUCUCAGGAAGAGAGACUUCGCAUUCUUAGCCAACUUGAAGAGGAAAAGCUGCCACGACUUGCAGCAUUUGAUGAUUAUGAUGGUGAGCAAAUGAAACAGAAGGCAGAAAGAAAUGUUCGUGAAGCAGUGACAGCAGAGCGCAAUCGAUCCAAUCAGUUCUACAAGGGUGCAAGUGAUGGAAUUGCUGGCCGUGACUUUGGGGAUGAUCUAAGCUUAAGUGAGACUGGUGUCAGUGCUGUUGAUGAACGUCCUCAACCCUCCAUUUUUAAAGGACAAUUGAAGCAUUAUCAGUUGAAAGGAAUGAAUUGGAUUGCUAAUCUUUAUGAUCAAGGCAUCAAUGGUAUUUUGGCAGAUGAGAUGGGUCUGGGAAAGACUGUGCAAUCCAUUGCAUUUUUAUGUCAUGUAGCUGAGAAGUAUGACAUAUGGGGACCAUUUCUGGUUAUCUCUCCUGCAUCCACUCUACAUAACUGGCAACAAGAGAUGGCUCGGUUUGUACCAGAAUUCAAGGUAGUUCCGUAUUGGGGAAGUCCACAAGAAAGAAAGAUUCUGCGACAGUUCUGGCAUCGGAAGGAUAUGCAUACAAGAGAUGCAAGUUUUCAUGUUGUCAUCACAAGUUAUCAACUUGUUAUUACUGAUCUAAAAUAUUUUAAUCGUAUAAAAUGGCAAUAUCUUGUCUUGGAUGAAGCUCAAGCUCUAAAGAGCACCAACAGCGUUCGAUGGAAGAUGCUUUUGGGGUUUACCUGUCGAAAUCGUCUUCUGCUAAGUGGAACACCAAUACAGAACAGCAUGGCUGAACUGUGGGCACUGUUGCAUUUUAUUAUGCCAACUCUGUUUGAUUCUCAUGAAGAAUUUAAUGAAUGGUUCUCUAAGGAUAUUGAAAACCAUGCUGAAAACAAGACAGGUAUUGAUGAAAAACACUUAUCACGGUUGCACAUGAUCCUGAAACCAUUUAUGUUGCGUAGGAUCAAGAAGGAUGUAGAAAAUGAGCUCUCUGAUAAGAUUGAGGUAAUGAUGUACUGCCCUUUGACAACUCGCCAGAAGUUGUUGUACGAUGCGCUAAAGAAAAAGAUUCGUAUUGAAGAUCUUUUGUAUUCAUCCGCUGGUUCUAGUCAGUCAUCCCAGAAUCUCACUUCCAAUUUGCUUAAUCUAGUAAUGCAGUUUCGGAAGGUCUGUAAUCACCCAGAGUUAUUUGAAAGACGUAGUGCAAAGUCUCCUUAUUUUUUUAAAUUAUCUGAUUAUUUACUACCUCGAUUGAUUUAUGAUGAUGGUAUUCUAUGUCACAGCUUCCCCAGUAAGAAGCAUAUCUUAUAUAAUCAUUUGAAUAUAUUUGCACCUCACUAUGUCCACAGUUCUCUACUAGAUGAUGAUGCUUCAGGACAGAUAAAGUGUUUCUCAUUCUCUAAUUUGGCUGGCAUUUCUCCAACAGAAAUCAGUGAUGUAGCUUUGGGAGGACUUUCAAGGGCGCUAAUGUUUCUUCCGGCAGUUUAUAAGCUUCAAGAAAAGAUUUUCUUCUGGAAUUAUUGUGGUCUCCUAGACACUUCAUUUAAGUGGCGGUAUCUGCUACUGCUACAGCCCUUGCGUGUCACAUCAGCUCCAUCUGUAUCGUGUAGUAUUGUAUUGAGUCAUUUAGUCUUUACAUCAGUUUCUAGCAUGGAAAAUACAAUAUAUUGCCACACGCAGCACAUACAUACCUCUAUUCCAGAAACUCCAGAGCACAGAAUUCACCGAAGCCGUGCAGCUUUUCUCGAUAGGCAGCGAAAUACUGAUUUUAGGAAGCUUGUUGGUGGCUUAGGAGUGAUGCAACCUGAAGUAGACACAGCUGAUGCAGAUGGUGGACACAGUGAGAUGUUUGCAUGUGAUGUGUGGAUACAAGAUGAAGAGGCAGAUGAACAAGAGCACUGGGCACUGCCUCCACAGAGUCCCACUGAGGUGGAGGCUGAUGGUGAAGCUGAUGGGGAAAUUGAAGGAGAGCAACCAAGUUCACCAGUUUUAUCAUCCGCAGAGACUCAUUCUCCACCAUCCCAAACAGGAAAGGGGCGUGGGAGUAAAGAAAGAAGCAGGGUCAAAGAAGAGGAUAAUUUCCCUGUUCUUCCUGAAUUUCCACACAGACCAAGGAAGUCACGCAUACUACCGUGUGAACCUACACGUAUGCCUCCAUUCCUGUUUUCCGGCUGUCCAAAGGCUCAUGCGCCACCUCCAGAACUGUACUGUGUCAGCAGAAAAGCAGCGUGGGAACAGCAGGACUUGAUGAGGUGGUCAUCACCUGAGUCACUCAGUGCCUUGUGGGAAGAAUUGUGGGGAUCUCCAGCAGGAAUUGAGGCAACAGCACCACCUCAUGGUUGGUCACGUAUUGUACCACCAGAUGGCCGAUCACUAGUUACAGACUCAGGAAAACUGACUGUUCUAGAUGGCCUGUUGAAGAGGCUCCGUGAGCAAGGCCACAGAGUUCUCAUCUAUUCACAGAUGACUCGUAUGAUAGAUCUGCUGGAAGAGUAUGCACGCCAUCGUAAACUGACUUAUAUGAGACUUGAUGGCUCAAGCAAGAUUUCAGAGAGACGAGAUAUGGUUGCAAGUUUUCAGCAGCGUGAAGAUAUUUUUGUAUUUCUCCUCAGUACUAGGGCUGGAGGCCUGGGUAUUAAUCUUACAGCAGCAGAUACUGUUGUAUUCUAUGACAGCGAUUGGAACCCCACGAUUGAUCAACAGGCAAUGGACAGAGCUCAUCGUCUUGGACAAACAAAACAGGUGACAGUGUACCGACUGGUAUGCAAGGGCACAAUUGAGGAACGCAUGCUACAACGUGCACGAGAAAAGAGUGAGAUACAACGGAUGGUGAUCAGUGGUGGAAAUUUCAGGCCAGAUUCUCUCAAACCAAAAGAAGUAGUAUCACUCCUGCUCGGUGAUGAAGAAAUAGAGAAGAGGUAUAGACAGCGUCAGGAAGAGAGACGAGCACGUGCUGCUGCUGAUGAUGUAGAUGGGCGGAAGAGAAAACAGAAGUUGGAUGCUGAUAUGUCAAGAAGGGAUAGUGAUACUGAAAGUGGCAGUACAGCUACUGGAAGUCUGCCGAGUAGCGUCACAGAAGGAGCCCUCGCAGGUCCCUUGGAAGAAUCAGAAGAUGGAACACGUUCUCAGAUCCUUCCACAUGAGGAAUUUCCUCCAAUACUUGGUUCCACGGGAGUGAUUCCUGGACGACCCAGGACUGGUCGCGGAGGAAGACGCGGUAGGCCAAGAGGUUCUAGGCGUGCAAUUAUUGAUGGACGACCUCUACCACAACCUGUGAAACCUCAAGUAGCCCCAGUGAAAGAAGUAGAGGUACCUGUUCCUGUUUCUGUCCCAAUGCGUCAGCCCGGGCAGGCUCCUCCAGUAGUACGCAGGGGCCCCGGUCGGCCACGACUGCGACCUUUAGGGCCGUCACAUCAAGGAGGUAGAGGAGGCAGAGGUUCCAGAGGACCUCGUGGGAGAGGUGCCUCUGGGCCACUCCCUGUACCUCUACCAUUGAGAUAUGAUCCGACAUCAACACCACCUCCAAGCCCUUUUAAUUUUUAUUCUCAAACAGAAUAGAGAGAGAGAGAGAGAGAGUGUGUGUGUGUGUGUGUGUGUGUGUGUGUGUGUGUGUGUGUGUGUACACGUGCACCUUUAGCUUCUGGAGUUUGUUGUUUCACUUUGAUUCUGUUUAUUAAGAGUAUCCAUAGCGUAUUGGCUGCAGGUAGAAUAUAUGUUGCUGGCGCAUUGAUACUGAGAUGUCUGUGCAAAGUAUUUGAUCUUUUCUGAGAUUUUCCAGCCUAAAACCUUCCUAUCUGCUAUUGUUGUAUAGGCUGUCUAAGCUCUAUUUUGUUCAGAAGAAGAAAGUGGUUCUGAAGUGGUCAAGCAUCCCAGUCAAGUGUGCAGUAACCACGGGUUACAAAAAAUAGUGCAAUUGUUUUAAGACUUUCAUUUUAUAUAAGGGUGUUUAAUUCCUUCCUUUCUGUUGCUCAACUCUCUACUCGGUCACAAUUUGUACUAAUAUUUAAUAUUUGAAUGGAAUCAUGUCUAACACUAAGAUAUACCUGUGGUAUAUAAACAAAAUGUGCAAUUUCAGUGUUGGUAGUGAGAAUCUAAUUCUCCAAAUGUGGAAUGUUGCCAGUGCCAUUAGUGAACUGUUCCCUCUCUUCAGUAGUUGUUUCUGUAAAAUUGCAAUAAAUGUCUUAAAUGAUGGUUCCAGAUCUCUGAAUGUAUACAUAAUUUGUGUACAUGUCAUUUUUGCCAAUUUUCUCCUUUUUUUUACGUAAUUUUGUUGCUUUGUAAUGAAUGAUUGGCAGAUAACGCAUUCAUUGAAUGACAGCCAUCAUGUAAACUGUAUUUCUAAACAAUCUGAAAAUCAGGAAUUCACCUAUAUUCUCUUUUCAUUGCAAAUUUACGUACUUUAUUAUGCGUAGAAUGAAAAACUGCAGUUAAUUUUUUGUGAAUACCAAUAAUAAAAUCUGCUAAGACAGUAGACAAAAAAACAUACUGAGAAAAGUCGACUAGAGAUUGCUGAUCAGUUGUUUCAAGUGAAGAGAUUAUGGAAGAGAGGCUUUCAUUUAAUCUCCAAUAUGGCUGUGACCGAUGGAGGCUGAAUUAAAGCUCUGCAUACUUUACAAUCAUAAUUAACUCAACCUAAUAGCUACUAAAUCCACCAUAUUGAAUAUCUUCAUACAUUAAGUUACUACAUUACAAGAAAAUUUGAUAAAUGAAAAUUAUGCUUAUUAACUAGGAUAUCCAAUGCCAAAUUCUGCACUAUGAGUUACUUUGAGAUCAUAGUUAUCACUUCUGCAAUUACAAAUUAUGUAACUGUUGUGGAAUAGCAACAAUGUGAAAUAGGAUAGAUUGUUCUUACAGCGUAGAGGAGCUGUUGAGCAGGAUACUGGCAGUGUUCAGGACUUAUAAAUGGGCAUCUAAGAGGGUAUAAGAACAGGAAGAGAUGUAAUUCAUGGUACAGGGUGUAAAAGAGCAUGUGUUGGGAUGGUGGCCAGGCUGCCAGUGGAGUGGAGGGACUAUUCUAAUUGAUUUAUGGAGGAGCAAGGAGAGUAUGCGUGUUGGCAGGUUGGUGGUAACAAGCAGAGACAAAGCCAGUUCUAGAUUUCACACUCUGCUCACUAGCUCCUGUACCACAUGUGACAUCCUUCCACGUUUCCUAUUGGUGGCUUACUGUACACAUGCCUAUGUACCACACUGGUAAUAUUCAUCUGUGGGAACCGUGCUUGGCCCAGGAAUACAGGCCUGUACCGCUGUGAACUGUGGGAUCAGACUUCCAACAAGUAAUGUGUAGCAAAGAAAGAAUCUUUCCAUCCUCUAAAUUUGCAAUAAAUUUUCCUCAGUUUCCACAAAUGAGUGAGCACCUGUACACACUUCCCCCUUCCACAUGAUGAUGUCUGAUAUUCCGCAUAAGAGCUGGUGCCUUGAUAGAGGCAUUGUAGACUAUGGGAGGAUGGAUCAUACAGAGAAGAUAUUGCUCAUGAAAGUGCAUUAUUUUAUUGUCAAUCAGCAUUUAAAUUUUGAAUUUGUUUAACCUUUUAGAUUACAGUCAUAUCGAAGUAUAGAUCCUAGAAUGAUUGGGGCUAAAUUAUGUCAUUAUUAAACCAAGAUUUAGUUACUUCAUAUGAGCUGCUUUACCUAAUUAUGUGUGUUGCCAUAGGGAAAUGUGUAGUAGAAAAUUAUAUGUACUUUUUAAACAUUAGAGAGAAAGGGACUGUGUGUAUCUUGUAAAAGGAUACAGCUUCUGUACUUUCCAUUCUUGCAGAUAUAUGCAUAAAAUGUAAUCGAGAAAAAUAUUUGCGUCUAAUUUGUAGGCACCACUGCAGUCAUAACAGAAGUGUGUGUUAUGUGAAAUUGUUACAUAAGUUUUUAAACACUUUUCUUUAUAAUGUAAGUUUGGAAAGGUUAUUAAUGUAAAAAAUACACUGACGCCUUUUAUGAGGCAAGUAUGGAUAAGACCAUAAGAACAACUUAAGUAAGGUUCAUCAUUCAAAUACAUCAUUGAACACCACAUCAAAUAUGAAUACCAGCUGUCAUAAUGAUGUAAAAUGAGUUGGCACAUAGGUGAUGCACCAGAAAGGCCAUGUAAGCUAUACUCUUAAAAUUGAAAUACAGAUCUUCUAUACUGGGUUACAGCUACCAAGUACCCGAAGUUCUAAAAUGAUUUAUAUCAAAAUGAGCACAGUAAUCACAAAAACUUUUAACUGUUUCAUUUCACUUAAAUUCUGAGAUCAGUUCUGCAAAAGUUGUGUCCUGAACAGCCAGUUCCCGUAGUUCAAAUUAAAGUAAAAUUAAAUCCACUACAAAAAUACCUGGAAUUAGACCAUAUGAAUGUGAAGUGACUUUACUAAAAUAAAUUUAUUUUACAUACAUUUAUUUUAACAAAAAAAGUUUAGUUAACAUUAGUACUCUUUCCUUCUUGUUACAUACAGUUUCAGUAGUGGAUAUUUGUUAUGUAGGUGUAGCUCUUACCAUUUAAAUGUGUGUCCCAAUAUUUACAAAAUUGGUGAACAUAAAUUCAAGGUUUCCUGUA